Messenger RNA from Funneliformis caledonium, 294 nucleotides. Lineage: Eukaryota; Fungi; Glomeromycota; Glomeromycetes; Glomerales; Glomeraceae. The record is from the annotation of a GenBank genome assembly.
AAAUCUAUUGAAAAAAGAACAAGAUAUGGAAAAUUAUGGGGAAUAGCACGCGAAGCUACAUUACUUGCAUUGGAUUCUGACGAUCAUAAGAUAGAACAUUUAUUACAAGAUUAUAUCAAUCGAAAAAAAGGGCAAAGUGAAUCAACUUUAAUAAAUACUCAAACAGAAAUAUCUACAUUGCCAUCUAUUGAAGAGCAUAAAGAACCAAUACUUUUUACUAAUGAAAUGGAACAAAUGGAUAUUAAUGACAAUACUGAAUCAAUUACUAAAAAACUUGAACUUCAAAACAUUUAA